Molecule: messenger RNA, 5498 nt
Organism: Strigops habroptila (Kakapo)
Lineage: Eukaryota; Metazoa; Chordata; Aves; Psittaciformes; Psittacidae
Gene: CDH8
Product: cadherin 8
Exons: 3
Coding region: 3152-3928 (258 amino acids)
Biological process (GO): cell-cell junction assembly; cell morphogenesis; homophilic cell-cell adhesion
Cellular component (GO): catenin complex; plasma membrane; synaptic cleft
Molecular function (GO): cadherin binding; calcium ion binding
Source: RefSeq, a predicted model, not a curated record
UUUUUUAAACAUACUUCUGUUUCACUGUGUUUUCAAUGUAAUAAAACCUAGAUUUUUUCCAUAUCUUUUUCCUGAUAAUAUUUUUAGCAGCAUCUGUCAAAUGCCUACCUGGAGGGUGAGUCUUUUGUUCCCACAAGAGUAACUCUCAUGUUAAAAUGAGUUUCUUUCCUUGAACCAGCUUCUUUUGGCAUUUCUCGGUAAGUCUCUCUGCCAUUGUCUCAGCUGCCAGCUAAAGCUCCUUCUGUGUUUUUGAUUGACUUUUCUUUCCACAUACACAGCUCAGAGAGCUAAGAGGUGGCACUGCUGUUUCAUUGCCCUCCUUCCACUUUGCCCAAUUUCAAAGUUAACCCACUGACCUCAGGUACAAAUUGCCUUAGCAAGGACAUCAUUAAACCCAUCAUUUCUUGAUGGAUGUACAAUGAACAUCUAGAGUAACAGCACCCAUAUGGUCCCUUGGAUUUGAGCAGUAAAUCCUCAUACAUUUUUGCAGUUUCAUGCAAUUUUUCAACAGCCUUGGGAAACUUUGUGGUUGGCAUCUGCACCAGAGUGUGUUUCAAAAUGGCAAUUCUUGAGGGAAAGCACAUGCUUAUAUAUUUCUAAUGUAUUUAAUUAUCAUCCUCAUUCCUUUUCUAGAUCAAUAAUUAGACUUUCAAAGUACAACUCAAAAACCUACCAAAUCACAUCCUUCUCAGUUUUCUUGAAAAGUAAAAUUAAGUGAUGUGAUAUGAUCAGAGAUGUGUCUUAACAACCUAUAAGUAAGUAUUUUUCUACCAUGUCUGUGAAUAUUAGUCGUAUGGAAUAACAUCUAGAAGGCUGCAUCUAAAAUUGUAAAAGAAUAUGCUGCAUAAUCUAGGAAAGAGCAUUGAUCAACUUCUCUCUUAAAAGGCAUAGUUUUGUCACCAGAAAUCACAGGGAAUACUUCCACAGUGAGGUGCAUUCAGUGUGAAAGCUGUAGAGAGUUAAAAAUAAAUUAUUCCAAUGUAUUAAAAAACAGCAAAUACAAACUAACCUAUAAUCUGGCACUUCUAUGCCAGAAUUUGCCAUCCACAGACACACGUCAUGUUUCUCCAGGAGUGUUCAUAGUGUGAAAAAAAGUAUUAUAAAUAUCAUACUAUCAGUCUUUUUCUCAGCAUGGCAUUAAAACUGGAGCUGUUUAAAUAGCAAAGUUCAACAUUUUUAUAAACUGAGGAUACCAGAACAGCCUCAGAUUAUUGAUUUUUUAAUGAAUGACAUAGUUAAUAAUGAAAUUGUUAAUAUAAAAAUCAUUGAAAUAUUCCUUCUUUAGUGUGGCUGAAAGAUUUUGUUCAUUAAGUUCUCUUUUGCUUAUGUUAUAAAUUGUAAGUUGUAGAAAUGUAAGCAAGAAAGUAUGAAGAUGCUUGCUGAGAAGAAAGGUCUAAGUUUUAUCAGAACAAAUCAUCUCAUAGUUAAGGCAUUUAAGCUUCUAUGAAACAUUUUAGUUCUGUGAAUUUAGACUAUUCUGACAUGAAAUCGUAUUUCAGAAAACUCUUAAUUAUUGUUUGGAUGAAUACUUAACCUUUUUCACUUAAAACCAAAAUGUGAUUUACAGGCCUGAACUACCACAUUCUAUUUAUGAUCUGCAAGUUAUACUACACUGCUGGGUCAGAGCCCAUUUCUACAAAUAAUGUCUCAAGUGUGUCUUGGCCUGUGUAGUGGAAAGCCUGUAAGAAUUAUGAUUUGGCUGUGUGGUGAUAGAAGCACACUCUGCCACCUCAGCUCCCUCACUACUUGAGAAGGCAGGCAGGGAUAGUAUGGCCUGAAAAGGGAAAGGACAGAUUCAAGCUUCCACUUGAUUAAUAUGCAAAAAGUGGUGUUCAGCCAGUGCAAGUACUUUUCCUGAAGCGAGCGGUUGUGCAUUAGCUGGUGCCAAGUCCCUGAAAAAAUUUGGUGUUAUAACAGGGGAAAUGCAGUUCCUUAUUUAUUACACUCAGGUUCCUUCAUCCUUAGUCCUUAGACAAUUGACCUGAUUGAAACUGCUUUGGAUCGGAAACUAUGUUAGAUCAUUCUUUGUAGUAGGAAAAGUAAUCAAUUUUCUCAUUUACAUAUCUGACAAUUCUAAGAUGAAAUGUCAUCCUGUGAAGUGAUAGACUGUGUCUAAAGACUCAGAAAGAUGAGCUCUUUCUGCUAGUGAUAAAGUGAUAAGCAGUGGAGAUGGAAAUCAGUACUAGAGAUCUUUAUUCUCAAAUUCUAGAAGACUGGUAGAAUUUAAAGUUAAUGAUAACAUUACCAAGGGACUCCAAUACAUUCCAGUAGUGCUCCAGAGUUCUGUCUUUCCAGGCACUGAAUGCAUGUCCAUUUCCACUGUACGAUUUCACAUUACAGUUGAAGUAAUAUAUUCAACUCCUUUCUACUAUGCCGUUUUGCAGUCCUAGCAAGGUUACACUUUUUCGUGGUACAGUAGUGUUAGUCCCAUCUAGCCUGAGAAUGUCAGUGAAAAUAUUCUCAGUAUAUGCCUUUCAUGCCUGAUAGCUUUCUGCUUUCUUUACCCCUUCUUUCUUUACUAUCAUCACUAUUGACUAUGUUCUGUUAUUCCCCAAUGUUCUGUUUUUCCUUGAUGUUGAAUAUCAAGUGCCAUUUAAAACAGCUUCCCUGGCAUAGAAGGACAUGAUGUUAUUUUCUGAAGAGAAGAUUACAUUAAUGUAGAUGGGAGACCAGCAUUUUUCCACUCCAGUUCGUUGCGUGCCACUUCCUUCACUGACACCUGCUUCUGCUGUCUUUCCCAUCUUUCUUCUUGCACGCAGAUCACUGCUCUUUCUGGACUCCCUUCUAAUUAGAGCUACAAAAUAGGUGAAGACUAAGUGCAUUUCCUUUGCAAACAUACUUUUAAGCCCUAUCUUUACAAUGGUUAUGUGCUUUUCGCCACUUCGUUAGGCUAAAGAAAUGAAUACUUCUUGGUGCAGAUAGCUGCUUUAGCUGAAACUGAAUGUCAGAAAAAUAGACUCAGCACUUCAAGGGCUAACUCAGCUACCAAGCUUCUCCACACUUUGACCAUUCUGUCUAUUCUGUCCAUCUGAAACCUUACUCACUCCUCUCCUGUAUUCGGGAUACAGGGCUCCAGACAGAUUCUCUCUCUCCUCCGCCCUAAGCCAGAUGUCAUCCAUCAAGUCUUCAUUCGACUGGACAGGCCAACCUGAUGAAUGAACCAGCAAGGAGGGGGCCAUCUGAUAAUACUCUCAGCAUAAUGGCAAAGCAUAGUGGAUUCAGCCGGCAGAAGCAAGAAGUAUAUCUACUGCCAAUCAUAAUCAGUGAUAGUGGGAAUCCUCCCAUGAGCAGCACUAGCACUCUCACUAUUCGAGUCUGUGGUUGCAGCAGUGAUGGUAUUGUGCAGUCCUGCAAUGUUGAAGCAUACGUACUUCCCAUUGGACUAAGUAUGGGAGCCCUAAUUGCAAUAUUAGCAUGCAUCAUUCUGCUGCUAGUCAUUGUAGUGCUGUUUGUAACACUAAGAAGACAUAAGAAUGAGCCUCUAAUCAUUAAAGAUGAUGAAGAUGUGAGGGAAAAUAUUAUUCGCUAUGAUGAUGAAGGAGGUGGAGAAGAAGAUACAGAGGCUUUUGACAUUGCGACUUUGCAAAAUCCGGAUGGAAUUAAUGGAUUUUUGCCUCGUAAGGAUAUUAAGCCUGAUCUUCAGUUUAUGCCCAGGCAGGGUCUUGCACCUGUUCCUAAUGGUGUUGAUGUGGAUGAAUUUAUUAAUGUAAGGCUUCAUGAAGCCGAUAAUGAUCCCACAGCUCCACCAUAUGACUCUAUCCAGAUUUAUGGCUAUGAAGGAAGAGGGUCAGCGGCCGGUUCCCUUAGCUCAUUGGAGUCCUCUACAUCAGACUCAGAUCAGAAUUUUGACUACCUCAGUGAAUGGGGUCCUCGCUUUAAAAGACUUGGAGAACUUUACUCAGUUGGAGAAAGUGACAAAGAAACUUGACAGGGGAUAACAAACUUUUUCACUGUUGACUUAAUGAUCAUGUAAUAUUCUAGGGCCACUGCUGUUAGUUAAAACUAAUGUGGCUUUUUGUUUUAGAGGCAAGUUUAGCGCCAAUCAUCUAUAAAAUCAAUUACAUUGUAAUGUUGAACCAAAAAAAAAAAAAAGUAUAUGUUAGGAGGUUAAGUCUUGUGGAGUGUGAAGUAAAGUAUGUGGAGUGUCUAUAAGUCUUUGGAUAUUUGAUAUUCACUUGACCACUCUAAAUAUGGGGAUUUUGAUCUUUGAUUAUCUUCAGUGAAUUGAAAAGAACAAAAAGCAAUCGGUGCUUUCUUAGAAAAUGGACUUGCAGGGAUUUUGCUGUUGAACAGUAGCUCCUGCCAGUAUGUGUAAAGCUAAUGGUUUGUUUCUGCAUUGCCAACAAAGAUCCCACCACAGAAAUGUUACAAGCAAUAUCUUGGUUUUCAAAGCAAUGCUGAAUAGAAACAGCAUUGUAAAUUCCUACUGGCUUCUACUGUGCAGUGACCAUACAUUGUACAUACAAUAUCAUUGGCCAUGUAACCACAGACUGAAUAUCAUCUUUAAAUAUUGUGUCAAGCCUUAAAAUAUUCACAUGUUCUUAAUCCAUUCCAGUGAUGGGUAAUAAAUCCUACUAAUGUCCAGAGAUUCAAAGGCAGGGCUACAAAACCUUGCUGUAAAAAGGGAUCUUUUUAUAGAAGAAGGUUCAAUUCUGUGUUUCGUCUUCUGAAAGUAAAAAAAAAAAAAACAACUGUUAAAGGGGAUGUACUUAUAUGAAAGAAUUGCUGAUUUUAUUGCUAAAGAUUGAAUUUAUUUGUUUAAUCUUUGAAAUAAAUAUUUUAUUGAUGUCCAUUGCUGCUUUUAUUUAUUAAGCCUGGUAAUCUAUAGAGUAAGAUUAUGAAGAAAACUAAAUUAUAUCUGGUAGAUCUUUUUCUAUAUAUAAUGAAUGUUUAAUACAUGUACGUUUUGAAAAGAAAAAUGACAAAUGGUUGCCGGAAAAAGCAGUUACCUAUCCAUUUGCAGUAGCUGAAUUUUGAGAGAAUGCUAGCAGAAAUAAAACUUUCCCACAGAAAACUUUUGGCAGUUUUAUAUCUUCAUCGUAAAUCUAGUUCCUGGUGUUUUUAAUACAAGCACAAACAGCUGGAAGUAAACUGGUUCAUGUGAAUAUUUAAACUAUAGACUUUUAGAAAUCCACACAUAACACAGUACAGUAAAAAACAUGCUUAUAGUUCUCCACUGUAUUAGAGCAGGAACCAGUGUGUACAUAAUUUUACUGCUUACGUUAUUAGCAUUUCUUUUCUAUAAUAUUCAUAGUGAUGCACCAGGGCUCUUGCACACAGAGAAAGAACACUAGAAGCUGCAAGUAUACUCAAUUUGUAAUGCAAACUUGCCAUUUAGAAGUAGCAAUUGUAUAAUAAAACUACGUAUUACAUGCAAAUCAUUUUAAUUUUCUACUUUGUUUUGAAGCUAUAUUAUUGUUUGUUUAUUUACUCCAUGUAUUGUAUCCAGAGAAACUCCUGUAUUGUUUCCUACUUUGUGAAAUAUAUUUUUAUAAAUA